GGGCCGGGAGGCGGGGCUGGGCCCGAGCCUGCUCGGAGGUGGGGAACCCCAGGCCAAACUUUCUGAAGUUGGGAGGGGGCGGGAGUGUGCGCGCCGUGGGCGGAGGACUGGGGCCAGGGGACCCCGAGCAACCGCGCCCAGCCGCCCCUCAGGGGCAGUAGCCAGUGAAGAAGUGGAGCCUGGGGGUGGAACUCAGUGUGGCAACUGAGGAGAGGGAGAGUGACCCCGAGGGAGAGAACUGGAGUGUCCCUGAGACGUGGCUUCCUCAGCCGAGGGUCUGAAGAACCUGCAUGGGUCUUCAGGAGAGGAUGGCGGGGGAAUUGAGCUGCUGAGGGGGCCCCAGGACAUUAGGGAAUCGGGGACUCGCCCCCUCUGACUCUAAGGGAAUGGGGACAGCAGCAGCUGGUUUAGCAGAACCCCAGGCCCUGGAGCAGGGGCACACCCUGCUUAAUCCCCAGGUCCUUGCUCUGAGGGUCUCACUCACUCAUGGCUGAUGUGGUUUCAGCUGGAGGCCCAGACAUGCCUUCCCCAGUGUGGUCAGGAGGGUCCAGUGGUGUCUGAGACCAUCGUGGAAGGUUGGCGAGGAUAGGCCAAACCCUGGCCCUAAGCUGUGGGCCAGAUGACAGGGCUUCCCUGCCCCCACCCCUUGGUUCUCGAGCCUCUAGGGCUCUGAGUCAGACACUCUACUUGCCCCGUCCUCUUGGGCCUCUCCACCUGGCAGGGUGAAGGCCAAGGGAGCCCUGAUGUCCUCUUCCCCUUCCUGCAUGUGGGCAUCUGGAAGGCCUGGUGUGGAGACUGGGAGAAUUGCUGCUUUCGCCUGUUUUGGGGAGAACCAAGAGACUAGGUUGGUGAAGGGAGCUGGGACAGAGUCACAUGAGACCAUAACUCCAAAAGGAGCUGAGGUUGGGGUUGGGGGAGGCUGGCUCUGUGACAUCCGAAGGGCGUGAGCUUGUUCUUUGUGGUCCAGUAAGUAGCAGGAAGGGGAAGAGAGUGUAUGAAGAUUUUUUGGGCAGAUGAGACAUUCUAAGAUGGAAAGGGCUGCCAGGGAGUUAGGGACCCUCUGACCCUGGAAUAUGUGAGCAGAGGCCAGUGAGCACUCUGGCGAGGGGCAUGGCAGAGCAUCAGAGGCUUCCCAGAGACGAACCUCUGGAUGGGAUGAGAGAUUGUCCAGGCCUCAAGGCCCUUGCUGCCCUACCUCCAGCCUGGGGUGGAGAACUGGUGAAGUAGAGUGCUUGCGAUCCUGCCUCCCCACCCCUCCUCCAGCUUCCUAGCAGAACCUGAUAGGGGAAUCCCUGGACUAGAAUGGGGGAAAGAUCCUUGAUGACCUAAAGGCUGUGUAGUCCAAGCAGCCCUUGGGGCUUGGGCCCCUUCAGCAGCCACCUCAGUUGGACCAUGCCACUUCACCAUCCUGUGUCCUAUUCCAGCACUGCUACUGUUGCUGAAAAAGAAAGUGGUAUCUGAAUCCAAAGCACAAAAGAGAUUCAGUGCCCUGUGAUCUGUGUGAUCGUGGGGAUGUGGGUGCGACGGUGCCUUCGGGAGGAUGACAUUUCCUCCGCUGGCUGGUCAGGGAGGCCUCCCAGCAGAAGUGCUCUUUGUGCAGAGCCCUCAGAAAGGAAGGCAGAAGAAGCCACGGCCGCUAGACCCCGGUGAGGGCUCCAAGGACACAGACAGUUCAGCUGGGCGGCGGGGCGGCGUGGGCAGAAAGCAUGGACGCUGGCGGGGCCGUGCUGAGAGCCCCGGCGUGCCCGUGGCCAAGGUGGUACGGGCAGUAACCAGCCGGCACAGAACCAGCCGGCGGAUCCCCCCCACCCCGCCCCCAGAGGCCCCAGGCCGCCAGAACCUGAGUGGGGCAGCGGCCGGGGAGGCGCUGGCUGGGGCGGCUGGCUUCCCACAUGGAGACACAGGGAGUGUGGAGGGCGCCCCCCAGCCCACAGACAACAGCUUCACGCCCAAGUGCGAGAUCGUGGGCAAGGAUGCUCUGUCUGCACUGGCCCGGGCCAGCUCCAAGCAGUGCCAGCAGGAGAUCGCCAACGUGGUGUGCCUGCACCAGGCCGGGAACCUCAUGCCCAAGGCUGUGCCCCGGCACUGCCAGCGGGCUGGGAAGAUGAGCCCCGGCAUCCAGUGGGACGAUGUUCGGGCCCAGCAGCCUGUGGAUGGCCCCCCAGUACGAAUCGCCUACAUGCUGGUGGUCCACGGCCGCGCCAUCCGCCAGCUGAAGCGUCUCCUCAAGGCUGUCUACCACGAGCAGCACUUCUUCUACAUCCACGUGGACAAGCGCUCCAACUACCUGCACCGAGAGGUGGUAGAGCUGGCCCGGCAGUAUGAUAACGUGCGGGUGACGCCCUGGCGCAUGGUCACCAUCUGGGGCGGAGCCAGCCUGCUGAGGAUGUAUCUGCGGAGCAUGCAGGACCUGCUGGAGGUGCCCGACUGGGCCUGGGACUUCUUCAUCAACCUCAGUGCCACUGACUACCCGACCAGGACCAACGAGGAGCUGGUAGCUUUCCUGUCCAAGAACCGGGACAAGAAUUUCCUCAAGUCGCAUGGCCGGGACAACUCCAGGUUCAUCAAGAAACAGGGCCUGGACCGGCUCUUCCAUGAGUGCGAUUCGCACAUGUGGCGUCUGGGCGAGCGGCAGAUCCCAGCGGGCAUCGUGGUGGAUGGCGGCUCUGACUGGUUCGUGCUAACGCGCAGCUUCGUGGAGUAUGUGGUGUACACAGACGACCCGCUUGUGGCCCAGCUACGUCAGUUCUACACGUACACGCUGCUCCCAGCCGAGUCCUUCUUCCACACGGUGCUGGAGAACAGCCCAGCCUGCGAGAGCCUCGUGGACAACAACCUGCGGGUCACCAACUGGAACCGCAAGCUGGGCUGCAAGUGUCAGUACAAGCACAUCGUGGACUGGUGCGGCUGCUCCCCUAACGACUUCCAGCCGCAGGACUUCCUACGGCUGCAGCAAGUCUCCAGACCCACCUUCUUCGCCCGGAAGUUUGAGUCGACUGUGAACCAGGAGGUAUUGGAAAUCCUGGACUUCCACCUAUAUGGCAGCUACCCCCCUGGCACUCCAGCCCUCAAGGCCUACUGGGAGAGCACCUAUGACGUGGCCGAUGGCCCCAGUGGGCUCAGUGAUGUCAUGCUCACUGCUUACACCGCUUUCGCCCGCCUCAGCCUGCGCCACGCCGCCACCGCUGCAUCCCCGCUGGCCAACCCACUCUGCAGGUUUGAGCCCAGGGGCUUGCCGUCCAGCGUGCACCUGUAUUUCUAUGACGACCAUUUCCAGGGCUACUUGGUGACGCAGGCGGUGCAGCCCUCAGCCCAGGGGCCGGCAGAGACGCUUGAGAUGUGGCUGAUGCCCCAGGGGUCGCUGAAGCUGUUGGGGCGCAGUGACCAGGCCAGCCGGCUCCAGAGUUUGGAGGUUGGCACCGAGUGGGACCCCAAAGAGCGUCUUUUCCGGAAUUUUGGGGGGUUGCUGGGGCCGCUGGACGAGCCUGUGGCCAUGCAGCGCUGGGCCCGAGGCCCCAACCUCACAGCCACUGUGGUGUGGAUCGAUCCCACCUACGUGGUGGCUACAUCUUACGACAUCGUGGUAGACGCGGAAACCGAGGUCACGCAGUACAAGCCCCCACUGAGCCGGCCCCUGCGGCCAGGGGCCUGGACUGUUCGACUGCUUCAGUUCUGGGAACCCCUGGGUGAGACCCGCUUCCUCGUGCUGCCCUUGACCUUCAACCGCAAACUACCUCUCAGGAAAGAUGAUGCCAGCUGGCUGCACGCUGGGCCACCCCACAACGAGUAUAUGGAGCAGAGUUUCCAGGGACUCAGUGGCAUCCUGAACCUGCCUCAGCCAGAGCCCGCAGAGGAGGCCGCCCGGCUGCACGCGGAGCUCACGGGCCCUGCGCUGGAGGCCUGGACAGAUGGGGAACUAGGUGGCUUCUGGUCUGUGGCCGGACUGUGUGCCAUGGGCCCCUCUACCUGUUCCUCCCUGGAGCUCUGCAGACUGACCAGCUGGAGCUCUCUGUUCCCCGACCCCAAAUCAGAGCUGGGGCCUGUCAAACCAGAUGGACGACUCAGGUAGCAGGGUCCCAGCCAGCGCCUCCGGAGGACCCGGGGAAUUGCACCUUACAGACGAUGGAGGGAUGUCCCCUUCAUAUGCAAGAACCAGAGGCCCAGGCAGUAGACCCGUGUCAGCCAUCAAGAACUGUAGACGGCAGGGAAGGUGGGCUUAGUAUUUACCACCACAAAUGGCUCUGCUGGGGACCAGGAUGUUGGCAGGAACAUGGGGUGAAGGGCUUCAGCUUCCACAGCCCACUCUUCCUCACCUUCCCCUCUAAUUUUUUUUUUUUUUUUUUUUUAAAGAAAAAUGGGUAGUGGGGGGAUGAACUGGAAACAAAAGAUGUGCAAUAGGGCUCAGAGCAGCCCCAGGAAGUGGGCCAUGGCUCUGGGGAGCAGGGGCCUGACGAGCCCAUCUGCUGCUGCUCUGGAGGGGGCUGGGCCUGCCUCGCUCUCCAGGGCUUCAUCCCCCAGCCUUGGCCUGUGCUGCUAACUGCUGAGGCUCUGCAGGGGUCCAAGUGCUAUGCCAGGCUCUGAGGCCUGGAGAACAGGUGAUUUAGGGGAGCACUGCAGAGCUGGAAUCUAAUGGGUCAGCCUCUCCUCUUAUAGCCAGGGGACCAUAGAAGAGGGGGUGGGGUUGGCUCUAGGGCUUUCCAGCAUCCCCUGCCCCUUGAUGGGAAAGCAGGGCACCAGGGCCUACUGAGACCAUUGCGGAGUCUCCCAGGUACCCAGAACUGCAAGCAGGGCCUGGGGCGAGCCCUCAUGAGCAGCAUGGGAAGAAGACUCUGCCAGGGCUCUCAGAAGAACCUGGAGUAGCAUUGUGCCUGAAGCUCAGUGUGAAGUCUGAAAUAUGCAACAGAAGAAAUAUAUCUCUAUCUCUCUCAA
Orcinus orca (killer whale) is the source of this 4929-nucleotide messenger RNA. RefSeq names its product xylosyltransferase 2 (gene XYLT2). The transcript is spliced from 12 exons. Gene Ontology annotation, molecular function: protein xylosyltransferase activity. Gene Ontology annotation, biological process: chondroitin sulfate proteoglycan biosynthetic process; heparan sulfate proteoglycan biosynthetic process. The record is from RefSeq and is a predicted model, not a curated record. Lineage: Eukaryota; Metazoa; Chordata; Mammalia; Artiodactyla; Delphinidae. Gene Ontology annotation, cellular component: membrane. Bases 1541 to 4069 code for a protein of 842 amino acids.